AUGGCUUUCUCCAACUCCGUGUCGCAUUUGUUGAUUUUUGCCAUCAGCUGCUGGUCAUCAGUAUCGGCAGACCUACGAUCCGAUCUGAAAGAUUUUGCUGGCUUAGUUCCUCGACGACGCAUUGGUUAUUUAACCGCCAGAUAUUAUAUCUUCGAUCCGAGAUUCCGACAGGCCGUGGAGUUUGUUCGCAGCGAUGAGUUUACAAACACCUGGCAGCAAAUUCGUGCAGCUCCCGAUUUUGUUAAUAUUAUCAAUUACCUAACCGAGCAUGGCUCUGGGUAUGAUAUCACCACUCUUGUGGACCGUUUGAUUGCCCGAUUGAGGGCUUUCCAACUGUCGCGCACUGUACCCGUAGAGCUGAUGCUACGUCGCGAUCUUACUACCUUCCUGCGGGACAUUUUACAAAGUUUGCCCCGGACAAGGAUCUAUUCACUGAUGGCCCAGAAAGUGCGACAAGGUGGGGAGUUUGCCAAGCUCUACAAGGCUCUCAGGGAUAAGGCUUUCAAGGAUCUGGUGCAGCGUGCGAGGUACUCUCAAGAAUUGAGGGCACCGUUGAGAAAGCUGAGCCAGAAGAGCAUCAACGUGGAUGAGUUACUGCAAAUACUGUUUGAGAUCAUCAGUUGGGGUCCUCAGGUUUAA
This is a messenger RNA of Drosophila serrata, 639 nucleotides long. RefSeq lists its product as uncharacterized. The record is from RefSeq and is a predicted model, not a curated record. NCBI's taxonomy places the organism in Eukaryota, Metazoa, Arthropoda, Insecta, Diptera, Drosophilidae.